UUUAACGAGUCAUUUGCUUUCUUGGACAGGACUGGGGCUGUGUGAGGCGGCUGUGGCAGCAGGCUGGGAAGGGCAGAUUUUAAUUGUUGUCAGGGAACCUUGAUGUCUUAUUUGGUUGGGCAGGGAUGCAGGCAGAUCCUGACUAGAAAGUGCUGCUCCUGGGAAGCAGGAUGAAACCUUUUGUUUUGUCAUGUUUUGCAAAGACAUGGGAGGGCCUUGGAGUUAUGGGGAAGUCGAGUGCAGACGGGCUCCGGGCACAAAGCUCUGCUUCCAGCUGGCUGCCCACCCAGGCCGUGGUCAUCCCAGUGUUUUGGUUCCUUGGGGAGCACCCUGUCAGUGGAGGGUGGAGUGGCUGGUGGGUUUGAGGGUAUCCUCAAUCUGGGAGAAAGCAGCCACAGAGCAGGAUCCAUCAGCCAUCCCCAGACUGCUGUGAGAGGUGCUGUGUUUUGGAGCCUGCCAAGUAGAACAGGGCUUGGAGAGUGUGGGCCCUGAGCAGUCACCUUGGGGGCAGGAGCUCCCCUCCAAGGAGGAGAACAUCUCCCAGCCUUGCUCUGGGUGGGACAUCUCAUGGUGGUGGCCCCACAUUAAAUGUUCCCAGGGCUGAGCACCCUCGAUGGCCCUGUGGUGAGCUGGGUGUUGCUGUGUCUCCCUGCAGCCCUGAACAGCCAUGGAGAGGAUUGAGAAGGUCGUGAGGCAGGCGAGAGCCGCCUUCAACUCGGGCCGGAGCCGCUCGCUGGAGUUCAGGAUACAGCAGCUGAAGGCCCUGGAGCGGAUGGUGAAGGAGAAGGAGAAGGAGAUCAUGGCAGCCCUCCAUGCAGAUCUGCACAAGAGUGGGCCCACUGUGUACAACACUGAGAUCCUGAGCGUGCUGGGGGAGCUGACCCUGGCCAUGGAGAAGCUGCCGUCCUGGGCAGCCCCUCAGCAUCUGAAGAAGAACCUGUUGACAAUGAGGGAUGAGGUCUUCGUCAACUUUGAGCCUCUGGGAGUGGUGCUGAUCAUUGGGGCCUGGAACUACCCCUUUGUCCUGGUCAUGCAUCCUCUGAUCGGGGCCAUUGCAGCAGGCAAUGCUGUGGUGGUGAAGCCGUCGGAGGUGAGCGAGAACACGGCUCAGCUGGUGGCUGAUCUCCUCCCCCAGUACCUGGACCAGGAGCUGUACCCUGUGGUCACUGGAGGAGCUCCUGAGACAACAGAGCUGCUCACCCAGAGGUUUGAUCACAUCCUCUACACUGGCAACUCUGGAGUAGGCAAAAUUGUGAUGGCAGCAGCUGCCAAGCACCUGACACCCGUCACCCUGGAGCUGGGUGGGAAAAACCCCUGCUACAUCGACAAGGAUUGUGACCUGGCUGUCGCCUGCAGGCGAAUAACAUGGGGGAAGUACACGAACUGUGGGCAAAUCUGCAUUGCCCCAGACUACAUCCUCUGUGACCCAUCCAUCCAGAGCCAGGUGGUGGAGAACAUCAAGGCAACUCUGCUGGAAUUCUAUGGGGAGGACGUGAAGUCGUCUCCGGAUUAUGAAAGGAUCGUCAACAAGCGUCACUUCAAGAGAGUCGUGGGCUUGCUGGAAGGGCAGAAGAUCGCUCACGGGGGAGAGAGUGAUGAGGCCUCCUGCUUCAUAGCACCGACCAUCCUGACGGACGUUUCCCCGGAUUCCAAGGUGAUGGAGGAGGAAAUCUUUGGACCUGUCCUGCCCAUUGUGACCGUGAAGAGCGUAGAGGAAGCCAUUGAGUUCAUCAACUGUCGGGAGAAGCCCCUUGCCUUGUAUGUCUUCUCCAACAACAAGAAGCUGAUCAGACGGGUGAUAUCAGAGACCUCCAGUGGUGGCAUGACAGCCAAUGACGUCCUCAUGCACAUGGUGGUUCCGGAUCUGCCCUUUGGUGGUGUGGGUCACAGCGGGAUGGGAGCCUACCAUGGCAGGUGCAGCUUCGAGACCUUCUCCCACCGCCGCACCUGCUUGAUCAGGGACCUGAAGCUGGACGUUCUGAACAAAAUGCGGUACCCACCUGUCAGCCAGGAGAGGAUGGAUGUGGCCAAGUUCGUCCUCCUGAAGCAUUGUAGCGACUGCCGAGUGGGACAGUUCCUCUCUGCCCUGCUGGGGGCUGUGAAAGCAGUGAUGGCAAAGAUAUUCUCCCCCUGACGAGAGGGGUGAUGGGCAGUCAGCAGCUUUCCAGCCCCGGAACCCACCACUCGCUCCCUGCGGUCCUAGUGCUGAAUUUUUCUCUGCUGCAGUUUCAUUUCUUCCAAGGCAGCCAACACACUGAAGAGGUAGAAGACAACAAAAAAUACCUAGAGCAGAGACAGUCCAAGCUGAAGGCUCCAGCUCCUGCUGAAGCAGGAAUUUAUCAAGAAUUUAUCAUGGGUCAUGCCUGAGCAGUGAGUGCCAGAUGGAAGAAAACAGCAUCCACCCUGCUUUGUAAACAGCAGCUUAUCUAGAAACUCUUGGGAAUGGGGGAAUGUUUGUCACAAGGGUACCUAAACAAAGCCAGUUGUUACUGAGCCUGUUAUCUACUUAAUGCCUGCCUGAUUCCCAUAGGAAGCUGGCUCAUUACAGCAAUAAGCCUAGCAAAUUGUGGGUCUCACUGCAGGGGACAGUCCAGGCUGCUUGUCCCCAGAGCAGAGGGAAGGAGCCUGGAAGAACCUUCAGCAUCCCAUCCUUUAUGGGACCCCUGACGAAGUGGGUUGCAGGGAAAUCACCCAUAGCCAUGUAAGGUGUGCAAAGGCCACCUGAGUGACAGCAAAGGCUCUCUGAGCUGCAGCCACACUGUCCCAAGGACUCAGGGAGUGUCAGGGACCACAACUGCACUGCUGCUGCACUGCUUUUGGGGCUGCUGGGGCAAAGACAGGGGCUUUGCUGCAACCAGGGUGCCAGGUCAGAGAUGUCCUUGGCCAGAGUGACAGAGCAGCCAGCCACCUCAUCUGUAACUCAGUUUCAGGUUUUUAUUGGGUUUGGGGUAGUCUUUUACCUCCAAACUUGUAACUGAGAGCUGAUCUUGACCCUGGCUGAAUAAAACCUUUGUUUUACUGUGAA
This is a messenger RNA of Pseudopipra pipra, 3025 nucleotides long. RefSeq names its product aldehyde dehydrogenase family 3 member A2-like. Bases 668 to 2134 code for a protein of 488 amino acids. The transcript has 10 exons. Gene Ontology annotation, biological process: aldehyde metabolic process. Gene Ontology annotation, cellular component: cytoplasm. The record is from RefSeq and is a predicted model, not a curated record. Lineage: Eukaryota; Metazoa; Chordata; Aves; Passeriformes; Pipridae. Gene Ontology annotation, molecular function: 3-chloroallyl aldehyde dehydrogenase activity; aldehyde dehydrogenase (NAD+) activity.